GGCGCACCACCUAUCUUAGGGUUUGUCUAACGCGAUGCAGAUUGUCACAAUGAGAUCUAACGGAGAUAACGUAGAGGAGAGGAUACCCGUUUCUGGAAGGGACACUCCCACUUUGUGUAUAAAAGGGAUAUACUCGAUCAGAUUCCAAUCACAACUCCUCGUUGACUUCAACAUGCACUUCAGCGCUGCCUUGAUUGUUCUCGCCGCCCUCGUGGCUGUUAGCUUCGCCGGAUACCUCGGAAGCGGCGGCUAUGGCCUGUACCGCGGUUACGGAGGCCUCGGCUACGGCGGCUACGGAGGCGGUUACGGCUACGGUGCGGGUUACGGCUACGGAGCGGGCUACGGCUACGGCGCAGGUCACGGGCUCGGUCUUAGCCAUGGAUACGGGGGAUAUGGCUUCGGUUACGGCAAGCUAUGGUAAUCGGGUUAACGAAGCUAGCCCGGCCUAAUACAGCCAGUAUGCUCAAGCAUUUGUAAUAAAAUCGCUGACCCAAUUAGCACAUUGA
Messenger RNA from Varroa destructor (honeybee mite), 506 nucleotides. RefSeq lists its product as uncharacterized. NCBI's taxonomy places the organism in Eukaryota, Metazoa, Arthropoda, Arachnida, Mesostigmata, Varroidae. The record is from RefSeq and is a predicted model, not a curated record.